Molecule: messenger RNA, 1176 nt
Organism: Hypoxylon fragiforme
Lineage: Eukaryota; Fungi; Ascomycota; Sordariomycetes; Xylariales; Hypoxylaceae
Product: ribosomal protein S5, N-terminal domain-containing protein
Exons: 3
Coding region: 207-992 (261 amino acids)
Biological process (GO): translation
Cellular component (GO): cytosolic small ribosomal subunit; ribosome
Molecular function (GO): RNA binding; structural constituent of ribosome
Source: RefSeq, a predicted model, not a curated record
GGCCCUUAUUCCCACAAACUUAUAACGAAAUUCGAAAAUUGUCAAGCCCCUCCUCCACUGCAAAAUUCCCAAACCUCGAAAUUUCCCACCCAACCUCAAUCAACAUCGUAACCACGAAAAAAAAGCUCAAUUCAGUGAGCUUCGCAUCGCGCACGCCACCACACUAACGAAUACUUCACAGCCAAAAAUUCUCACAACAAUUCAAUAUGGCUGACCGAGGUGGUGCCCGAGGAGGCGGUUUUGGUUCGCGAGGUGACCGAGGCGGCGAUCGUGGUCGUGGUCGUGGCCGUGGCCGUGGUCGACGUGGUGGUAACAAGGACAGCGAGAAGGAAUGGAUGCCCGUCACCAAGCUUGGCCGUCUCGUGAAAGCUGGCAAGAUCAAGAGCAUGGAGGAGAUCUACCUACACUCGCUCCCCAUCAAGGAGUUCCAGAUCGUCGACUUUUUCCUACCUAAGCUGAAGGAUGAAGUCAUGAAGAUCAAGCCCGUCCAGAAGCAGACUCGUGCUGGUCAGCGAACUCGGUUUAAGGCUAUUGUCAUCAUUGGUGACUCCGAGGGUCACGUUGGUCUUGGUAUCAAGACCUCCAAGGAAGUCGCUACUGCUAUCCGUGCCGCCAUCAUUAUCGCCAAGCUCAGCGUCAUUCCCGUCCGACGUGGUUUCUGGGGUACCAACCUUGGUCAACCUCACUCUCUACCCGUCAAGGAGAGUGGAAAGUGCGGUUCCGUCACUGUCCGACUUAUCCCUGCCCCUCGUGGUACCCAGAUCGUAGCAUCCCCCGCCGUCAAGCGUCUUCUGCAGCUGGCCGGUAUCGAGGAUGCUUACACUUCCUCUUCCGGUUCAACCAAGACUCUCGAAAACACCCUAAAGGCUACCUUCGCCGCUAUCUCCAACACAUACGGAUUCCUCACACCCAACCUGUGGUCUGAGACCAAGUUGAUCCGAAGCCCACUGGAGGAGUAUGCGGACACACUCCGUGAAGGCAAGCGAUACUAGAUGCGGGAUUCUGAGCAUAUGGCGUGGAUUCGGUUGUUCUGCUUUUUUAAUUGCAUCGGUGCCAGGUAGGCAGGUAUCAGACAAAGGCAGCAAAAAGGCAGCUCUAUUCUAACAAGUAACUUGUUCUCUCUCAAUGCAAUGUGAAUAUCUCUUGAACCUUUACGUAACGAAGCCUAGAACAAGU